Molecule: messenger RNA, 1962 nt
Organism: Exaiptasia diaphana
Lineage: Eukaryota; Metazoa; Cnidaria; Anthozoa; Actiniaria; Aiptasiidae
Product: chymotrypsinogen A
Exons: 5
Coding region: 546-1367 (273 amino acids)
Biological process (GO): proteolysis
Molecular function (GO): serine-type endopeptidase activity
Source: RefSeq, a predicted model, not a curated record
UAAAAUAACCAUAAUGCAAAACAUCAAAAACAACAAAUCUGACAGUCAAAUCUCGCUCGUAACUCCCAUUAUGGUAUAUAUGCUUCUUUUUACGCUCCUAAAUUCCAAUAUUUUUCGAAUCGACUUCAUCAAGACCGCGCACGUGCUUAGUCACACGCGAAAACAAAUAGUACUAAUUACGACAGUGUUGAUUAGUGCUUAAAAGGCCAAUACUUACUGAGCAGAAUCGCAAAGCAUUUCUCGCUAGUCGUCAAAGUCCAUCAUAUCGACGGGAGUUCGAUUUUCUGGUGAUUAUUGGCCGUUUGGUUUCAAAUGAAACUAAGAAUAAAUGGAUUUUCCGCUGUUCAUGACGACUAUUGAGUCUGUAUUUAAUGUUUGUAUUGUUUCAUUAGUUAAAGUAGUUAAUUGUCGUGCACUGUUAGCUAGUUAAAAUCUAUUCAUUCAAAACACAAAAGUCAAGAGAUGAAUAAGAUAAGAAAGAAUGAAUAACCAGCCUCGAACAGUCAUUUCUGAUCUACUGUCGAACGACAAGACACGAGGAAAACAUGGUGGCCUUUGUUGUGUACGUGGCGCUGCUUUUUAACUUGGCUUGGGGAGCUUCCCUACCCGAUUUGCAGAAACGCAUCAUAGGUGGUGAGCAAGCAAAGGCAGCAAACUUUCCAUGGUUAGUUGUUAUUGACUUGGAGAGUUUGCCUGAUGAACCCUGUGGAGGCGCCAUUAUUGGAGAUGAUACGAUUCUUACCGUGGCUCAUUGCUUUGCGAAGGUCAAUGCUUCAGAGAAAAUCACCGUAACAGUUGGAAUGGCGGAUAGAGAUAGUCGCGCACCCAACCAAAAAGUUUACAAAGUUAAGAAAUUCRUUUCACACAAAGACUACAAAGAASAUUGGAUAGGCGAACGUGAUUAUGACAUUGCCAUAGUCCAGGUCGACACCAAGAUAACUAUGAAUAAAGAYGUUCAAACUAUUCAACUUCCAAAGAAAGGAGGCCCUAAAAUUACCAAUGGUACCACUUGCACUUAUGCCGGUUGGGGGACACUUUUCUUCAAUACUUCAGACCCUAAAAACCUCCAAUGGCCACAGUUUCCUCAAAAAGAAGAUGUACCCAUCAUCAACAGCGAUGAAUGCUUUUGGCAAUAUCUUUUUGAAUAUUUUGCCGAAGUCAAAUCAGAAAUUAUGGUUUGUACGGGAGGAAGUGCUGCCCCCUGUGAAGGCGAUUCCGGGCUUCCUCUAGCGUGUAAGGAGGAUGGUGAGUGGGUCUUGAGGGGUGUCGGGAGUUGGUCACGUGGCGGUUGCAAGCCUUCGGAGUAYUCCAUAUUUACCCGAGUCAGUGCUUUCGUUGAUUGGAUCAAAAACGCUCAGUCUGAUUGACAGCACUUACCGAAUGGUAUAUGAUGACGUCAUCGCUGGGAUGGCCAUCUAGCUGCAGAACUAUAAAAGUAAUUAAAAGUAGUUAGUAUCGGUUAACUAGUAGUUAGUAUGAAAUAAAAUGUUAUAAAACUGUAUAUGUGCUGUUUCUUUUGCUCGACGACCGCCUACCUCUACGGAAGUAAUAAUSUGUUUGAAAUAAAGUACAACUUACUCCGCAACUUCCCGGRACGAAAGAGUCUGGUUCUCUCUCGCAUAGGCCGUAGCUUGGAGCUUCUGAGGUGACGCACUCCCUUUUUGGGUAUCUGCCCAGUCAGUAUUUCCAAUUGCGACUACUGAGGAAAAAUUCGCAAGUCUGCUAUCUUGUUCACCUGAAACCACUUUACAUUUUUUUACGUUUAUACUUCGUGGUCAAAAGUGACAAAAAUAGAAAUAAAAGUUAAAAUUAUGAUAAGCUAUUAGUGUCAUAAGAAACAAGCAUAAUUUAAUCCUGACCAAUAAAAGAAGCUUCUUCUUGGGUCAACACAAUUAUAAAGAGGAAGACACUUACUUAAUCCAUUAGUCCAUUAAAAAAGAGAAAAAAAAGAUAAGCAAAAAA